Melospiza melodia melodia is the source of this 716-nucleotide messenger RNA. Its product is annotated as protein TESPA1-like. NCBI's taxonomy places the organism in Eukaryota, Metazoa, Chordata, Aves, Passeriformes, Passerellidae. The coding region runs from base 310 to 657 and encodes 115 amino acids. The transcript has 5 exons. The record is from RefSeq and is a predicted model, not a curated record.
UUGCCUUUUUUGACGGGAUCGGGAUCGGGAUCGCGGCUGGGGCAGCGCUCGGGUCACCGUCACCGUCACCGUCACUGUCACGGGCGGCACCCGAGCCUCGGGGACGCGGCCCUGGGGACCGGCUGAGGAAUUCCAGCUCCUGGGAAUUUCAGCUCCAGGGAAUUCCAGCUCCUGGAGAUCCCAGCUUGUUGAGAUUCCAGCUCCUGGCAAUUCCAGCUCCUUGGGCACCCGUUGGGAUGGAAGAGGGGCCAGGGCUGGCGCCUCAGUGGCGGUGAGCCGAUGAGUUUCCUCCCGCUGCGCUGACGACGGAUGGGGGCCGGGCGGGGCCGGGGGGGGCAGGAGGAGGCGGCGGCGGCUGCCCACGGGGCCUGGAGGGGCACAGGGAGGUGCCCACACACCCCUGGAACCGGGACCCCCCCGGCCAUGGAGGGACCCUCGGUGCUCGGGCCCUGCUCGUGGCAGAGGCGCCGCGCGUGGGCCCGGCACGGCCGGGGCUGCCGCAGCCCCGAGGGCGAGCGGGACCAGGAGGAGGAGGAGGAGGAGGAAGAGGAGGAGGAGGCGGCCGCUGUCCCCUGGGAGCCACCAGAGCCGGACCGCGCUGUCCUGGAAGGACGUCCCUGCUGCAGGGUCCGGACGCGGCUGCAGGACUGCGAGUGAGGGGGGACACUGGGGGGACACUGGGGGGACACUGGGGGGACACUGGGGGGUCACUGGGG